Molecule: messenger RNA, 6426 nt
Organism: Sporisorium graminicola
Lineage: Eukaryota; Fungi; Basidiomycota; Ustilaginomycetes; Ustilaginales; Ustilaginaceae
Exons: 1
Coding region: 1-6426 (2141 amino acids)
Biological process (GO): fatty acid biosynthetic process
Molecular function (GO): phosphopantetheine binding; fatty acid synthase activity
Source: RefSeq, a predicted model, not a curated record
AUGUCUUGCGAUUCAAGCUUCUCUUCCUUCGACCAUGUUGCCCUAGGCGAUGGAAGUCUCAAGGUCGGGCCUGCUUCCCCUACGCUCAUGCCAGCCGCAUCCGUGAUCGUCUUCGGCUCGCAGGGCUCGGACUUUCUCAACGGUUUUGAUAGCAUUAUCGGCCUUUCGCGCCACCACCCUGAGCUUGCUGCUUUCCUGUCCAUGGCUUUGGACGCCGUUCGGGCCGAACUCCAAAGUGUCGCCAAUCGUCAUUGCGAUGUCGCCACUCUCGAGUCCAACGCGGCCGUGAAGCAGCAAAAGCAGAUCGAGCUGCUGGCCUGCCUGCCUCCCUUCGAGCCAUUCUCUGACCUCAACACCCUUGUUAAUUUUCACCGCCGAAAGAAACUCAAGGAUCCAGUCAUCAACGGAGUGCUUCUCUGUCUUCUUCAGACUGCCAGCGUGGUUGCAGUCUACUGUGUCGCGCAUCGUGACGGAGAUAAACAAGAGUCUGCGUCAACGUCCGUUGCUCUCAAGGCUUGGAAGGCUCUGUCCGAGCCAUGCUCACACUUGUUCGGAUACUGCACCGGAGCUCUUUCUGCCUUCAGUCUGCGUCUGCUUAGCGAGGACCAAUCAGCAUCAGUGCUCCCCGACAUCUGGGUUUACGCAAACGAGGCGAUCAAGGCAAUCCGCAUCUGCUUCUGGGUCAGCUUGCAUUCGGCCUGCGGCGGCCUCCGUCUCGCUCGAGGAGAGGAGCCUGGUGCCGGAUCCGACCAUUGGAGCUUUGUCGUCUCGGUGAAAGACGCAGACUACAUGGAAAAGGUCUACCUGCGUCUCGCACGAUUCAACGAGCUUGAGCAGCAAAGGCCUCUCGACGAGCCUGUUCCUCUCGUUGUCACUGCCAAAGCGCUCGAUCAGGUUUCAAUCGGAGGCCCUCCCAAACAACUUGAGCGCUUCAGGUCGUACUUGCUCGAGCACAUGGGGUCGAAGUGCCGCGUCUUGCCUCUCAAGCUCUUCUCGCCUUACCACACCGCGGAUCUCGCGAUAGAAGCAGAUGCGGUCAUGUGCAACCUCGAACAUCUAGGGUUGGUCGACGACUCGCUUUUGCCUACGAGCCGAAAGAUAAUUUGGGAAACAGCAAACAGCAACAUUCUCUGCGAGACCAGGUUGCGCGACGUCGUGCGCGUCCUUGUUGCAAGCAACUUGGCCACAACAGCUGACUGGGACGCCAUGGUCGACCGCCUGAUGUUGCUGGAAGGAGAACGCCAGCUCGGCAAGCAGUACGCAAAUCGGCUUGUCAUCUCAUUCUCUCCCGGUACCAGUCUCGCCGCCGACGUGAGCACGCGCCUCUCCAUCCUUCAUGAGCCGAUGCCACCAGCUGAGCUCGUGACUCAUAUAGACGUGUCCUCGCUUCUCCACGACUACCUGGUUUACCUAAAUCAAUUAGGUGUGCAGGCCUCUAUCUUGCCCCAGUCCGACAUAGGCGGCGAAGAAGUCGUCAUCGUCUCGAUGGCUUGUCGUUUCCCUGGCGACGUGCGUAAUGCUGAACAGCUCUGGACGUGCUUCGAAACGGGUAGAUCGACGGUGACAGAAAUCCCUCAACACUUGUUCGACAUCAAUGCGUACCUCGGCGAAGGCGUCAACCAGACCAUGGCAAAACACAUGCAUGCUUUGCCCGAAACCGUUGUCAAAUCUAUGGACGCGCGUCUCUUCAGUAUGUCGCAAAAGGAGGUCGAGCAGCUGGAUCCACAGCAUCGUCUCGUUAUGUUGUGCUCCUAUGAGGCUCUUGAACGUACAGGCUACUCGGUAGACGCCAAUUCUCCCUCGUCCUUCGACGCCAAGCGCAUCGCCGUCUGCAUGGCCGCGAGCUGGGACGACUAUAGAGAGAAUGCGAGCUGGAACAUCGGCAGCUACUUCAUCACUGGCAACAUUCGCGCCUUCAUCCCAGGGCAUGUGUCGUUCUCUUUCAACUGGGAAGGUCCUAGUGUCUGCGUCGAUACACUCGAGUGCUCUGCAGUUUCGGCGAUUCAGUGGUGCAGGCAAGCCCUCCUCAGUGGUCAAUGCGAUGUGGCAUUGGCGGGCGCUGUCAACGUCCUGACGCAGCCGCAGAUGUUCAUCGCCAUGGACAAACAGGGCAUUCUCUCGCGCUCUGGUACGAACGCGACAUUUUCCUGCAAGCUCGACGGCAAGACGAGAGGUGAUGGAUGCGGCGUUCUACUACUAAAGAGGCGCUCGACGGCACUUCGAGAUGGCGACAAGAUUCUAGCCACUAUUCCAGCCGCCCGAACCACUUACCACGGACGCACCAACGAAGGUGAAGAAGCUGGCGUUGAACAGUCAAAAUUCCUGGCCCGAGUCGUGUCCGAAGCAGGCGCACGUACAACCGACAUUGUGCACAUCGAAGCCAGUGGAUUCCACACCCAAGGAGUAGAAGCGGUAGAGUUUGAUUCUUUCCGCCGACUGCUAGCCGAGUCGAGUGACGUCCGUGCAUCUGUAUCCCAAGACCAGAUCUCUGUGGCGAGCUCGAGACCCAACAUUGGGGCAGGCGAAGCAGUCUCCGCCAUGGCGUCGGUGAUGAAGGCUGUUCUGAUGUUCGAGAAAGCUAGCGUGCCACGACAAAUUUCGAUCUCGGACCCAGCGGAGCUGCAGCCCAGGAUUGCUGCCGCGUGCGCUAGCUCUGCUUUGUAUGUACCGACGCACGCACACUGUCUGCCAAAUGCUUCCGAAAGGCGAGGGCGACGCACCAUUCUCGUCAACAGUCUGGCGAGUACAGAUUGUCAUGGGGUGGUACUCGUGGGAGCGCCAAUGUUCGACGAGGCUCUGCCGUCGAUGUCUUGCCCCGCACCCAGCGUGACCAUUCCGCUCUCCGAGGAAGCUUGGAUCUUCGUUCUCUCGGCAAAGACCAAAGAGUCGGCAGAGAUGCUUAAAAAGUAUCUCAUCGACUACCUUCAGCGAGAGGUUAAUCUAGUCGACUUGAGCUACACACUCGCUUGCCGCCGAACACAUCAUCCAUUCCGCCUGAGCGUAGUCGCCUCGGCACAAGACGAACUUGUCCGACGUCUUCGUAUGGCUGAAUUUGUAGAAGCAAAGCAGCCAGCCGAACUUCCAUCGCUCGGGUUCAUCCUCCGAAGCGCGGCGCCAAUCUCUCCUGACAGUAUGGAGGCGCUCUUCAACCUCGAUCCUAGCCUUCAAGGCCGAUACCACGAGCUGUUAUCGAGGACGAGCUUCUCCAACGUCUUUGAGGAACCAAAGUUGAAGCUGCAAUUGAUGCAGACCUGCCUAGCUUUGCUUUUCAUCGAUUGCGGCGUCUGUCCAUCAUUUUUCCAUGCCGAUUCCGACCUCCUUGAGUAUUCCUUUGCACUCCAAUGUUGUGCGCUCGACGAGUUCAUAAAUGAUUUGGAGCCAGUCGCGGAGCCUGAUGCGACCAGAAGCCACGCAUGUAUCAAGCUCGACAGCUCGGUCAGCAUCACCUUCGGCACCGCAAGCGACAUCUGUGCCGAAAAAGCUGCGCUGGCUGUUCCCGCAGCAGAUCCUCACGCGCUCCGACGAUCUUUGCUCUCUUCCCUCGGGUCCCUGCACCAGCAAGGCUACCGUAUUCACUGGAUCGAGCUGUUCCGUCCUCAUCUUGCUUCAGUAAGCUUUGAUGACACGCUGCCAACGUAUCCUUUUCACCUCCAGCAGCAUUGGAUGGAAUAUCACGACCGCAAUCUUCUACCCCACACGGCUAUCGGCGCAGAAGCCUCUUGUGAGCCGAAGACGACCUCAAGUAGCUGCGUUGAGGCUUAUGAGCCGGUGUCCCAUCCUUUACUAACAGAGCAGAUGGGAGCAGGCACGACAUCGAGAACAUACCGUUCAGACUUCUUUGACGAGGCUCAGGCGGCCUUGCUGAAAGUAUCUUCUCCCGUCGCCGUGAUCGUGGAAGUGCUAUUCGAGGCAAUCAAAGAGGCAAGCAAAUCGAUCGGAGGAGAAAACUUUGUCAACGAGCGACUCUUUUUGCGCCUGCAGGAGGUUGAUCUGAUCAGUACAAAGGACGUGUCUAAUCUGGCCGAAGUUUCGAUCUCCGUUGCGUUUGACGAGACGACGAAGACGGAGCAUUCGAAUAAGGGCAGUGUCUCUAUCGUCUCAGAUCGCGCUGGGAAUCUCGGCGAGUGCCUCUACGAAUGGGCUCAUCGAGCGGAUCUACACAGGCGAUGGUCGAAAGUGCAGAGCUUCCUUCCGGAAAGAAUCGCGAGGAUUGAGAACGAUGGAGAGCUUUUCUCCUCCAAGCUCAUCCAAAAGCUCAUUCACAAACGUCUUCAUAGGAGAAAAGAUGCUGCCGCCAGGUCAAUCCGGAGCGCUUUCCUCAAUGCUCAAUCCCGUGAGGCGGUCGUCCGCAUGGACUUCCCAUCCACAUAUCUGGUAUCUCUCAACGGAGGUCAAGUGGUGCUGCCUCACCUCCUGUCCAGUCUUGAGGAGCUGGCAGUGUGGUUCGCUGACCAAUACUCUGGUCUGCAAGAUGGCGUACUCAGCUUUUGUUCGGUGGAAGACCUUUGGACCUGCGGCAUCUGGCUGGAUACCCUGGCGCAGCAGACGGCCUCACCUUACACGGUCUACAUGUCACCUUACAACAGUGACUGCACAAGGCCUCCGACCUUGUACGAGCGUGAACUCGAGCUCGAUGUGCUAGUCUUGGAUGACAGGCUCCACAUCGUCGGUCUUCUCACCCGGUUCCGGCUUACGAGAUCUGGCAGCGAGACGGAGCAGAAGGUGCCCGUUGCCGGGGAAAUCCCGCCUUCCACAGGAGUGCUGCACCCGGUAGCGAGCUCGAGCCCGCAUACUAGAAUCCAAGAAUCCAUGUCACGGGACAUGGUACCUCAGUCACGGUCUGCGAGGACUGUUCAAUCCAAGCAGGAAGAUCGAGUUGGGGAGUUGAACGCCAAAGUGUUGGGAAUCCUUGCCUCCGAACUGGGGAUUGCAUUCGAGGAGAUGAAGCCAUCGGUGAAGUUUGCCGAUCUUGGGCUGGAUAGCCUCAUGUCUCUCGUUUGCAUCUCUACGCUCGAGACGUUGGACCUUGGCUUUGCCAUUCCACAAUCCCUUUUCAUGGAGUGCGACAGUCCAGCAGAACUGUUGGCUUGGAUCCGGGCCCAGCUUGGCGACAAUGCUGACGUCGGCGAAGUGGAAUCGGUGCUCGCUCCGGUGCAAAGUGACAGCGGCAAUUUCGGUGACGCUGCAUUGCCACCUGCGGCAUCUUCCAUCGUAGCUUCCACCAUAGCCUCCACCGUAGCGGCAGUUCAGCUCGCGCCAACUUUACAAGCAUCUGCAAGAAGCACCGUCGCCGUGGAAGCCAUGAAGACAAUUCGAUCGACCAUCGAGACCGAGCUAGGUGUUGACGAAGGAAGCAUCAACCAAGACGCAAAUUUGGCAGAUCUCGGCAUGGACUCGCUCAUGUCGCUGCUCGUGCUCGGCAACCUGUCCGGAAUGCUGCCGAUCGAGUUGCCUUCUUCGCUCUUUAUGGAUUGCGCAUCGCUACGCGAGAUCAAUGAGUUCAUAGCGAGCCAGCUUGGUCGACCGUCUGCAAACGCUCAAGGGACGGGCCUGGCAGUCGAAGAGGGCACAGGUACGAGAGCCUCGAGCGCAACUAUCGACAUGAUUAUUCCCACCGCAAAGAAGCCGAUUCUUCUUCGCAAGAGUAACAAGAUGGAAAGCAGCACACCUCUGUUCCUGCUCCCCGAUGGAUCCGGCAUGUCGACGGUCUAUCAGCACUUCCACUCCAUCGACCGACCUAUCUACUCGAUCAACUCUCCAUUCCUGGCCGAUGCAUCCGCUUGGGACGGCGGCAUAACGCAGAUCGCGCGCUACUAUCUCGAGAGCAUGAGGCUGAUUCAGCCCGCAGGGCCCUGGUUGGUUGGUGGAUGGAGUUUUGGCGGUAUGGUCGCGUUUGAAAUCGCUCGUCUGCUUGCCACCUAUAGGGGCCCGACGACCGACAGAGUUGCAGGACUCUUCCUGAUCGACUCGCCUUGUCCCAAAACAUACCCGCCCCUACCGAUGAGCAUCGUCGAUUGGAUCUUCACCGCUCCCGAAGUCGAAGACAUUGCUCCACCCGCUCUAUCGAAUAAACUUAUCGCCCAUUUCAAGGCUACAGUCGACAGCCUAGUCGGCUGGCAGCCGGCAUCGAUCGAGCAUAGCGGGGAUGUCAACAAGAUGCCAAGGACAUGGUACAUCGUUGCUGAUCAAUCAUUGCCUGGCAAGAUGGACGAUAUUCAGGAGGUGAACGAGACGGUGCAGAUGCUUUUCAAGCAGAACAGGGCUCAAGAGCGCGGACCGGAUGGUUGGCAGCAUUUAGUUCUCGGGGAGAGGAUCGAGGUGAAGGGUUUGGCCGAGGCGAACCACUUCGCUCUUGUUCGUGAACCUGCGGUGGGCCAAAUCGCCGGGAUCUUGCAAGAGGCGUGCACGAAGGCAACGGAGGGUUGA